This is a messenger RNA of Sitophilus oryzae (rice weevil), 2176 nucleotides long. RefSeq lists its product as uncharacterized. NCBI's taxonomy places the organism in Eukaryota, Metazoa, Arthropoda, Insecta, Coleoptera, Curculionidae. Bases 148 to 1200 code for a protein of 350 amino acids. The transcript is spliced from 5 exons. The record is from RefSeq and is a predicted model, not a curated record.
AACACCAAAAAUAAACAGAGAUAGCGAUAGUAAAUAAAAAUUGGGGUUAUUUGCAUUUGGAAAGAUAUUUUUUAAACGUACGUGCAGUUUGUUUUCAAAUGGUAGGCGACCUAUUUUUGGCACGUUAUCAUAAAUCCCACUUGGAAGAUGUUUACCUCAAAAGUUUGGGUCUGGACAUGGAGGACAGUGAACAAAGAGAAAGUUCCCUCAGUUCUUAAUAGAAGCUGUUCCGAUUUAUCCAUAGUGAAAACUCACCUGGAAGUUCCAACAUUUUGUGAUAUUCACGUCGACGUUCCAUGUAAAGUCCGAAUUAGACCAUUAAACGUUCACAAAUAUCAUAAUUUAAACGCUUUCUUGUUGCAAACUGACCAAAAGUACGAUAACGCUAUCGAACACUAUGUUGAUGGUAAUAAAGUAAUAGUUAAAGGCGAUAAAAACCUUCAUCCUAACACACUUUGCAGUAUAAAGGCUCCAGUGAAAGCCAAUAUAGAUGUUAAGGCAGGAAAUGAUGUAUCUAUUGGCUUUUUUCAUGGAGAUAAAGUAAAAAUUAAUACCGAAGGUAAUAUAUUUGUGGAUAGAUUUCAAGGAGAUGUGGUUGAUGUAUCAACAAAAGGAAAUAUAAUUUUAAAUAACAGCAUUCAAGCCAGUAGUAUUCUAGCUACAGCCUAUAAUGGUUCAAUAAGAACUGGACGUUUACAAGCUUUAAAUCUCAAGUUAAAAACAAUCAACAAAGGCGAUAUAUCUGUUGAUUCUUCUUACUGUUCAGAAAGCAUUUUCGUUGUAGAAAAUGGAAAUAUGAAUUUAAACAACAUUCACAAGAACUGCAAAAUAUUCCUGGUCAAAGGAAAUCUAGUUUUAACCGGUUUUGAUGGAGAACUCUCAGCAAUAAUCAACUCAGGCAGUGCAGACAUUCACCUUUCGCGAAUAAUAGCAAAUUCCGAUAUAACUCUCAAAGAUAACGGUAAACUUAACCUGAAAUUCACCGAUUCUUGCCAGGACUAUACAAAAUUCAAGGUAGUCUGUCCCAAUGUUACCCUAUCCGAGAACAUAAAGUCUGACAUAUCGAAAAUCGAAAAUGCUGUAGUUUUACAGCCUACAGAGGGUCAAUUUGAUGCAUCAGUGCUGAUAAAUUGUCAAAACGCAGCCCUGGAAAGUACCACUUGGCACGAAAUGGUCCAGAUGAAGUUGAAAAAUAAAUAAACUAGCGAAUUUUUCACGUGUGUAACAGGGAUGGGUAAAUAAAAAAUAGUUUUUUACGUUGUACGGAAACGUAAAAAACGUACCUUCACAGCUCUGGAAAGCUUCUCUACUAAACAAUAUAAUUGAUAGAUAUAAUAUUAAAAUUAAUUCAGGAUUAUAUGUUAAACAAGGAUGGACAGACAAAAAAAAAUAGUUUUUUGUAUGUAAAAAAACAGUUUUUUUCUACGUUUUAAGGAAACGUAAUAAAACUACCUUACAGCCCUGUAAAGCUUUCCUAUAAACUCUGUUAUUGUUAAUGAUCUUACUUUAAAAAUAAAUUUUAAUUUAUUACACUAAGUUUGAUCAUCUUUUUAUUGAUUUGUAUUUUUAUUUUGUGUAAAAAUUGAAACAUUACGCAGAAACAAUAGAAAUUACACGAAAAAGAAAAAUAAUGUUCUUUUUAUUAGGUUUUUUACGUUUUCGGAGUUUUUUACGUGUAUUUACGACAAAACGUAAUAAAAUAGACGCGUAAAGACCCAUCCCUGAUUUGAAGCUUUCUCAUUUUUCUCUGUUUUAAGGGUAGUUUAAUUUAUAUAAGAAAUCCAUUAAAAAUACUCUUCAUUUUCCUUAAGUAUUGAUUAAUAUUAUUAAAUAAAAAGACAAACAUUGUGAGACAAGGAAAGGGUCUCAAUAUGUCUGACACACUAUAAUUCAAGUUCUGAUACAUCUUUGCGGAUUUUUAAACUCUUUGUAUAAAAUUAAUUUUGAAAUAAACACAGAAAAGCAUAAUUAACUUACAAAAUUCAAAUAUUUUAAAAAAAGAUUGAGGUUGAACUGUCUGAAAAAGGCUACUAUGACGUCCUUUUCCUCUCUUUUCCUUAGUCUCUUUAUUUAAUGAUUAAUAUUUUAAAUAUUCCAUUUAAAUAAAAGACAAUUUUUUUGGGGUAGGUAUAUGUUUUUUUAGAAUUUAAAAAAAAUAAACAUUAAUAAUAAUGUA